Scleropages formosus (Asian bonytongue) is the source of this 881-nucleotide messenger RNA. RefSeq names its product granzyme B-like. The record is from RefSeq and is a predicted model, not a curated record. NCBI's taxonomy places the organism in Eukaryota, Metazoa, Chordata, Actinopteri, Osteoglossiformes, Osteoglossidae. Gene Ontology annotation, biological process: proteolysis. The coding region runs from base 15 to 773 and encodes 252 amino acids. The transcript is spliced from 5 exons. Gene Ontology annotation, molecular function: serine-type endopeptidase activity.
CAUUGUGGUUAAACAUGCACUCAUCCUUGUCUCUGCUCUGCCUUCUCCUCCUGCCGCCUCUCCCUCACACAGGUGCAUCUGACCAAGGUAUCAUAGGAGGGAAGAAUGCCAAGUCACACUCCCGUCCCUACAUGGCUUCCCUGCAGGACUCUCUCGGAACGCACUUCUGUGGAGGGUUUCUCAUUCGGGAGGACUUUGUCUUCACUGCAGCACACUGUUUAAAAGAAAACGAAAAAAUCCACGUUGUGCUGGGAACCAACAAUAUUAAAAGGAAUUCAAAGUCCAGACAGAAAAUAAAAGUAAAAAAAUGUUAUCCGCAUCCUGAACAUUCAAAAAACAAGUACGACUUUGACGUUAUGCUCUGUAAGCUUGAGAGGAAUGCAACGCUUAAUAAGGAUGUCAAGGUGAUCGAGUUGCCAAAUAAGGGGGAAAAGGUCCCAGAUGAAACCCAGUGCCUCGCAUGCGGAUGGGGGCAGAGCAAGCCAAAGACCUCAGCUAUGAAAAACCUGCAGGAGGUCUUUCUCAAGAUCCAGAACAGCAAACAAUGUGCAAAGUACUGGACCUCAUAUUUUGUCCCAGAGAGAAUGCUGUGCACCCACUUCAAUGGAAAGAAGGGUAUUUGCCAGGGAGACUCAGGGGGUCCACUUGUUUGCAUGAACAAAGCACACGGAAUAGCUGCCUUUACUGCAACACCAUGCAGUGAAAUUUAUCCAAAUGUUUUCAUGAAGACUUCUGCUUUUGUCCCAUGGAUAAAGGAUACAAUGAAAAAAUGACCUGUUCUAUUCUGAAAAUCCGAAUGAGUAUAUCCCAAAAUGUUACCUUACAUAGCUUUCUGCUCAUGCCUCUGUAAAAUGCUUUUAUUGUAACUGUUAUUCAGCUCU